AUGGCUAAUGUCACUCCAAAGCAGGUGUUGUGGUACAUCCCAAAUCAAAUCGGCUAUACAAGAGUGUUGACUGCAAUUGUGUCGUUCUUCUUAAUGUCCAAACACCCAAUAUGGACAACCUGGAUAUACGGAGUUUCUUGCCUGUUGGAUGCGCUUGACGGCACCAUGGCUCGGAAAUACAACCAAACCAGUGGAUUUGGUGCCGUACUGGAUAUGGUAACCGAUAGAUCGACCACCUCCUCAUUGAUUUGCUACCUGUGCAUUGCGUUCCCUAAGUAUGCGCCAGUCUUUCAACUUCUGAUAUCCCUGGACCUUUCAAGCCAUUACAUGCAUAUGUACGCUACGCUGAGCUCCGGAGGUGCCUCUCACAAGAAGAUUGAGAAAGAACAAUGGCUCUUGCACCUUUACUAUAGCCAUCGUUGGGCGCUCUUCACCAUCUGUGCUUUCAAUGAGCUGUUUUAUCUGGGAUUGUACUUGUAUGCAUUUCCACAACUAUGGUAUUUCAAUGUUCCCAUGAUUGGCCCAGCUCACAUCGGCGGAAUCUUGGCAGGUGUGUGUUUGCCCGGGUAUAUAUUUAAGCAAGUGGCUAACGUGGUGCAAAUGAACCGGGCCGCCAUGCUGUUAGCUACUAAAGAUGCAGAGGCCGCUAAUAUGAAGCAAACAUAG
Lachancea dasiensis is the source of this 666-nucleotide messenger RNA. The record is from the annotation of a GenBank genome assembly. NCBI's taxonomy places the organism in Eukaryota, Fungi, Ascomycota, Saccharomycetes, Saccharomycetales, Saccharomycetaceae.